Seriola aureovittata is the source of this 7096-nucleotide messenger RNA. It is a transcript of the gene unc5a, whose product is annotated as unc-5 netrin receptor A. Gene Ontology annotation, molecular function: netrin receptor activity; protein binding. Gene Ontology annotation, cellular component: membrane. The record is from RefSeq and is a predicted model, not a curated record. The transcript has 16 exons. Bases 511 to 3261 code for a protein of 916 amino acids. Lineage: Eukaryota; Metazoa; Chordata; Actinopteri; Carangiformes; Carangidae. Gene Ontology annotation, biological process: anterior/posterior axon guidance; netrin-activated signaling pathway.
UGCUGCUCCGCUCAUCGCGGCGUACCUUCCCUGACUCUCAACACUCCAGCAUUGCUGUGCAAGCAGAUGUUCUUUCUCUGAUGCCAAUUCUUACAAUUUUCGCAUUUGGAGAAGGUAUUCUUUCGCGCGAAGGCUCCAAAGUGACAAGAAACUGCCUCACUCCUCGGCUCAGUGAGAGAGGGAGAGUUGUGAGCGGACGGCGGCUUUGGAAAAAUACAGUAAAGCCGACAGUGAAACCCGCGGCGGAGAGCGAGGCAGCACUUUAUUUACCACACCUGUGAUGCGUUGUUCUGAGCAACGAAGACGCAAGACCGGGAUACUGAUGGCCACGGUACGGCAGGAGGAUAUGUGUUGAGGAAAAGACUUGGGCGUUGUGAAAAAAAAAGGCGUUUACUGCUACAGAGGACUCUCUCCGGACCUGAACAAGCCCAGUGUGCCAGUGUUUCUUCUCUGCGCCUUGAUUUAUUUUCAAACUUAGGUGAUAAGAAAGAAAGAAAAGAAAACACGAAGAUGCCCUUACUUCUGGGCCCCUUUGUCCGCUGUAGGUUCAGCGCUACGCUCCAUGUGCUCUGGCUCGUCUUCGCUGGUUUCACCUGCACUGGUUCCGAGCACACCGCCACAGCAACGCUCCCUGCCGCCUUCUCGGAUCUGUUACCUCACUUCCUGGUGGAGCCGGAGGACGAGUACAUUGUGAAGAACAAGCCGGUGACGCUGACCUGCCGCUCCACCCCGGCCACGCAAAUCUACUUCAAGUGCAACGGCGAGUGGGUUCACCAGGAUGACCACUUGAUUGAGCGGACAGUCGACCCAGCCACAGCGCUGCCAGUCAUGCAGGUGACAAUUGACAUUACCAGACAGCAGGUGGAGAAGAUCUUCGGUCUCGACGAGUACUGGUGUCAGUGUGUCGCCUGGAGCACCACCGGAACCCAGAAGAGCCAAAAGGCGUACAUCAGGAUUGCUUACCUGAGAAAGAACUUUGAGGAGGAGCCGCAGGGUAAGGAGGUGGCUUUGGACCAGGAGGUGUUACUGCGCUGCCAUCCCCCUGAGGGAGUGCCACAAGCUGAGGUGGAGUGGCAGAGAAACGAAGAUGUGAUCGACCCAGCGAGCGACCCCAAUUUUUUCAUCACGGCUGACCAUAAUCUCGUCAUCAAAAAAGCCCGUCUGGCGGACACGGGCAACUACACGUGUGUGGCCAAAAACAUCGUCGCUCGCCGCAAAAGCACCUCUGCCACGGUCCUAGUCUAUGUCAACGGCGGCUGGUCCACGUGGACCACCUGGUCGUCCUGCAGUGCUGUGUGUGGGCGUGGCUGGCAGAAGAGGAGUCGGAGCUGCACCAACCCCACGCCACUGAAUGGAGGCACAUCCUGUGAGGGGCAGAACGUCCAGAAAAGUGCCUGCGUGGCCACCUGUCCAGUCGAUGGAGGCUGGAGCGAGUGGAGCAAGUGGUCGGCGUGCGGCGCAGACUGUUCAAUGUGGAGGAGCAGGGAGUGCACCCAGCCCUCACCUGGCACCGGGGGCAAAGACUGCCAGGGGCUCGACCUCCAGUCUCUCAACUGUACCAGCGAACAGUGCCCACAGACUGUGAGCGGGGCAGAGGACGUGGCGCUCUACGUGGGCAUGGUGGCGGUGGCCCUGUGUCUGACACUGCUGCUCAUCGUGGUGAUCCUGGUUUACCGGCGCAAGAAGGAGGGCCUGGAUGCCGAUGUGGCGGACUCCUCCAUCCUCACCACUGGCUUCCAGCCCAUGGGCAUCAAGCCCAGCAAGCCAGGUGUGUGGGCACCGCGGCCACGCAGGCCUCCCCCCCACAGCAAGAAUUCCCAUUUGCUCACCAUCCAGCCUGAUCUGACCACCACCACCACCAGUUACCAAGGCACCCUGCGCUCUCGCCACGAUGCCACUGGGAAGUUUUCUAUGACCAACGGGCCUCUGCUGGACCCGCUCCCCAACGGCUCGCACACUCUGCACAAUGGCAAGCUUAACUCAGACCCUGCUGAGUUUGUGAGCAGGCUGUCCACUCAGACCUACUUCAAAACGCUGCCCCGCGAUGUGGCUAACACCUCGUAUGGGACCUUUAACUUCCUGGGAGGGAGGCUGACGAUCCCCAGCACAGGAAUCAGUCUGCUCAUCCCUCCUGAGGCCAUCCCCAGAGGAAAGAUCUAUGAGAUUUAUCUCACUGUUCAGAGGAAGGAAGAUUUAAGGUUACCCCUGGCCGGCUGCCAGACCCUGCUCAGCCCCGUUGUGAGUUGUGGCCCUCCAGGGGUGGUCCUGAGCCGUCCAGUUAUCCUCAGCAUGGACCACUGCUCUGACGCAUGCCUCGAUAACUGGGCCGUCCGCCUCAAGAAGCAGAACUACGAGGGCACUUGGGAGGACGUCCUGCUGAUGGGGGAGGAGCUGGUGUCGGAGCCCUAUUACUGCCAGCUUGAGGCCGAGACGUGUCGGCUGUUCUCAGAGCAGCUCGGCACCUUCGCCCUGGUGGGAGAGUCCCUGCACAUGGGCGCUGCCAAGCGCCUGAGGCUGGUGCUCUUCUCCGACGCGUACUGCUCCACACUCGAGUACAACAUCAGGGUGUACUGCAUGGACGACACGCAGGACGUCUUCAAGGAGGUGAUGCAGAUGGAACGGCAGCUCGGGGGUCGGCUGAUUGACGAGCCUCACGUCCUGCUUUUCAAAGACAGCUACCACAACCUGCGCCUGUCCAUCCAUGACAUGCCCCAGGCGCACUGGAGGAGCAAGCUGCUAGCCGGCUACCAGGAGAUCCCGUUCUACCACAUCUGGAACGGUUCCCAGCGGUACCUGCACUGCACAUUCACUCUGGAGCGGCUCAGCCUCAGCACCUGUGAGCUCACCUGCCAGCUGUGUGUGUGGCAGGUGGAGGGGGAGGGGCAGAGCUUUAGCCUCGACUUUAACAUUGCCAAGGACACCCGAGCCGUGGACUCUGAGUUCCUGUUAAUGGACAGUAACGCCACAGCUCUGGCAGGGCCCAGCGCCUUUCAGAUCCCUUACCUCAUCAGGCAGAAGAUCUGCAGCAGCCUGGAUGCCCCUUGUCCCAACGGAGCCGACUGGAGAAUGCUAGCACAAAGACUUAAACUUGAGAGACACAUGAGUUUCUUUGCAUCCAAAGCGAGCCCAACCUCUGUGAUCCUGGACCUGUGGGAGGCACAACAUUUCCACAGCGGCAACAUCAACCAGCUGGCCACGGUCAUGGCUGACAUUGGCAAACAGGAAGCCAUGAUUUUCCUGGUCUCUGAUGGCGAGUGCUAACCCAGAAAAAGGGGAGAGACUGGUGUAGAGGAAAAGUACACAACAACAACAACAACAACAACCACCACAACACACAAAAAAAAAAAACCCAACAACAAUAACCGCAGCAGGAAUCGAAGAGCAGAGCUGUCCCAAUGUCCCUCGUCUUCACUUUAGAAGAUAGUAAAGGGUUUGUGUAGGAUUGAGUCCCUUUUUCCCUUCGAUCACAGUAAAAAUCUUUAAACGACAGACCAAAUGAGGGAGAAGGUAGAGUUUAGGUGUGUGGGGAAAUGUAUUCAUGAACUCAGUCAAUGAAAAUAGCCUUUAUUUUCCAUCAGAGAUUGAAGUUAAAUUAGUCCACACCCUGGUUCUACUUUAAAGAUCACCUUAAAUUAACUUCAUGCCUUUUAUACAAAUAAGCCAUUUACGGCUAAUAAGGAGCAAUAUGCAAACAUAAUGCUAUUACUAAUGGCCAAUAUUGCAAAUUCAAUGAAUAAUUUUUGAACUUGAGUUAUGUAUUAAAUAUUAAAUAAAAGGGAUGUGACAAAAGGUGCCAGUCACUUCAGGUUCAAGAGAACAGGCGACAUAUGCAAUUGGCAGGUUCGUUAUAUAUGACAUCUCUCACUGAACACAUUUUCAACAAGGUCAUCAGGGUCUGUGAACGCCCCCUCCCCAUCCACUCCCCGAACCCCCAGUCACAGUGUAUAGAUGGAUGUCUCCUGUGUGUCAUUAUCUGUUUGUUUAAACACACACACUCACACAGGCGGCUUGUAGCACACCCUGGACUUACAGGUUUCAAACAGAUUGUAUGUCAGAGCCCCAAAAAGCCCCGUCUCAUCUUGUUUGUGUGUUUUUUAGUCCAGCCGGUAUCACUACUGUGAAUGUAACAUCUUGACAUCUUGAUUCAGCGAGACGCUUCGCAGCUUUCCUGCUUCUAAAUCGAUAUAUGUGGGGUUUGGGGUUGUUUGAACUUUUUUUUUUUUUUUUUAAAGGGAGGAGUGAGUAAUAUCUUCACUAAAGUCAUACUGCAGAAGCCAUGUCUAUUUAAAGCCUGUGAUUUUGAUCCAUCCAAUUUAUUUCAAGUCUUCUCCAAUCGUCAUGUGGCAUUUUUCUGUUUCAAAUUCCACCGCUAAUGAAGGAACCCUAGGGCCGAAAGGCGUUCCAGCUGCAUAUAUGUGAACACUGAAUGUCGUCAAAACUCAUUUCUAAAAUGACAUUUUCCCCUUGAUUACAUUAAUUCUGUGGCAGAGGAGAUGUUAAACAUAAAAAGGUGGCCAAAAGGGUUAUUAUCCCAUAUGAAUAAUGCAGAGCACUUUCCCACAGAAAAUCUGACUGCAAAUACUUCAAGAUCUUUACCAGGUUACUCACGUGGAGAGGGUAAUUGUGCAGCUUUGUUUUUAUAAUUCAUGAAGGAAUGGUGGUGGGAAUUCUAUAUUUGCUGUGUGGUAAGUAGCAUUUCCACAUCAGAGAAAUGCUUGUCUCUCUCAGAAAGUUAAGAGUGGCUUAUUCAUACUGUCACGCCUCUGCUCACAAAAGAUGCUUUGAAAGGGUUUUGUUUUUUGUUUUGUUGUUUUUUUUUGUCAUUUCUAGCCAGCAUGGCAAAAAACAAUCCAGUAGAUUCAUGCAACAACCCAUAAACUGCAACUACGCAUUUGCUUAUUUUUAUAUUUCGCUUAUUUGCAUUAAUUUACACAGUUCUUACUUUUUUUUUAUUAAUGGAUCUGUCAAGUCAGACAACAUAAACACAGAGUAUCAUUGAAGUCCACUGAUUCAGUAAUUAUACUUUGUAAAAGGUGUCAGCAAUCCCAGACUAGCCAUAGUUCUCUUCUCCGUCUGCCUCAGGGUUGCAUGUGAAGUUGUCUGUUCAAAGUUGUAAAGAGAGCCCCUCUUAUUGAAUCCCCUCUCACUCCCAACAGCUAGCACAGCCCCAUCCUACCAGCUCCUGUGGCUUCAACCUUUAACACUGACUGGAGCCUCUUUUAUGAUUGUCAGAUAUUUGGAAUGUACAUUUAUGUUUCCUUGUAGUGGGAGGAAAGUAUGUCUUUCUUUUGUCCUUUGUUUUUUUAUAAGGCAUCUGAGCACCUGUUAACUCCUUAAGCUUCUCUGCCAUCACAUUCAACACGCCUCCUCUCCACCAACAAUGCUUUUUACAAAUCGCUCUAUUAUUUAAUGUAGAGAUGCCAUGAAAUAAAAUGUUACCCUUUUUUUAAAUUAAUAUUUAAAAAAAAAAAAACCUUGAGCCCCUUUCAGAUAAAACGGUGAUACCACCUUAAAUGAAUCUUUUCAUGUUGAAAUGGAUCAUCGUCACAUGUAAUAUGUAAAUACUUUUUCUAUUACCAGCCGUGUGCUGUCACUUUGCAUACUGUAUAUCAGCAGAAUUGGUAACCAAAGUUUUAUGAAUAUCAUUUGAGGCCACUACAUCCUCAUGUUGUUUCAGCGUUGUUUUACUUGCAGCUAGUAUAGAACAAGUCAGAGUUGCUGUCUCUACUACUCUGCGGACUGUAAAGUCCAAAUCAUUACUUUAUUAUUCAUUUCCUCACGUUUGUUUUUGAGGCAAAUUAAUGCUGUUUGUUCAAGCAGUAAUAUGUGUCGGUUAAUUUUAUCACUUUGUAAAGAAAUGUAAAUUAUAUUUUAAUAUAAAGCCAAAAAAAGACACUUAACUGGCGCAGCAUUUGUCAAGUCUAAACCGUGACGUGUGUUUGCCUAUAUACUGUUCUUUGGCGAUCUAGCAGUGAAGACUUUUUGCAGUGUUAAGGGUUUAGAGACUGUUUUACAGGAGUUUCUAUACAUAUUUUGUUUGUCCUUACAUUGCAUCGUCUAUCUGAUUAUUUCUCCAACUGUAAGCAUUUAUAUACAAGGUGGAAACAGUCACCAGUGCUUAGUGAAUCACUACACCGGGACUGUGUGGAGGCUAAUUGGAGAAAGAGGACAUCAGUUCUUGGGACACUGACAAGCCAGUGUUGACACAGCAUGUUUAGAUGAGCCAUGGCAGUUGUACAGUCAGACUGUGUGUGAAAUUUUAUCACCCCUGUCAUUGUCUUGGAUGUGUUGUCUAAGCACAUUUCAGUAAUGUAAUUCACCAGCCGCCAGGAUGUUCAGCAUCUAUCUUCACAUCUAACUUGUCCAGCAAAUCUAACAAAUCUGCAGUUACUGUGUGUGUGUGUGAUGAAUACAGUUCCCUUCAUGAUGAGAUCUGGGCCUGAUAGUUCUGUGUAAGACUCGUGUCAGUAACAUACAUGCUUUGUUCAAGGGUUUAUCAUUUCACCCGUUUCUAUGGGGGAGAACCGUUACAUCUCCCAACUGUACUUUUUGUGUCACUCAUUACUAGUCAGUGUCAAGGACAAGCGUGUGUUUGUGAGUGUGUAUGUGUGUGAGAGUGAGACCAGGUGUGUGCAUACCUCCCCGUCGCUCUGACUGAACUGUUUUCUUUUUGAACUAAGAACAAUAGACUUCUGUACUUGUGAAUGGUUUUUCUAUUUAGUUCCUUGAUUCAAUGUUCCUUGCCUUUCUGCAAGUCAAAAAUGCUGUAUUUAUUACAUGCCACAGCGCUUAUGCAAUUGUAUAAUCCUUUUAUUGUUUUUCUUUCUUUGUUUUUUAACCUUUUGUGUUCCUUAUCGUCAAUGUAAAUUGUUGUCAAAACUUUUGUGGCAAUGGAAAAACUUCUGCUAAGGGAGAUUUUCUGUACUUUUUGGACAAUGAUAUGGAUUUGUGGGUAGAAUUUUGGAAAUUCGUUUCUAAGUGCUUUCAAGUAUUUACUUGGCCUUAUGUAUAUAUAUAUAUCUAUCUAUGACAUUUCAGAAAGGUAUGUAUAGUAAUUCAACCUGAAAUUGUUGUAAAUAAAUUAUAUAUUGUUAAA